Molecule: messenger RNA, 1173 nt
Organism: Mucor mucedo
Lineage: Eukaryota; Fungi; Mucoromycota; Mucoromycetes; Mucorales; Mucoraceae
Exons: 3
Coding region: 1-1173 (390 amino acids)
Biological process (GO): proteasome-mediated ubiquitin-dependent protein catabolic process; regulation of proteolysis
Cellular component (GO): cytoplasm
Molecular function (GO): ubiquitin protein ligase binding
Source: RefSeq, a predicted model, not a curated record
AUGUAUAUUUAUGCUGGUAAAGACGAGCAAGGUAACACGGUCUCCGACCUAUUUAUGGUGAACCUACAAAAAUUACCUUAUACACCCCAUUUAGUGCUUAAUGGUAAUCAGCAGUCUUGUAACACCCGAAUGGUGUUGUUAAAAAGUCAACACUUUUGUGAUACCGCAUGUGGAAAAUUGCUUGUAUUUGGAAGAUACCUUAAUAACAAUAAUAAUAAUAAUAGCAGUAAUAAUAAAACGCCCCUACAGCAGCAGCAACAGCAGCAACAAAAUAAUAGUCCGGAAUCAACCUACAGCUUAUGGAUGUUAGACCUCGAUACACUAGAAUGGGAAAAGCAAGAAUGUGACGGACAUUUUGAAGUUGGCGGAUGGAACUAUUUUACAAUAAUAAAUGAAGCACAGAGUCAGAUAUCCAUUAAUAACCUUUUAUUUCUUGGCAACACUGAUCCUUAUAGACCCCAAGGAUACGAUCACUUUAGAGAUGCGCUUGUCAUACAUGGAGAAUCGCUGGGCUUAUAUGAUAUUGCUGAACCAAGGUUCUCAACUGAAUUUGUGCAACUAUUGAAUAGUCCAGAAUUAUCAGAUUUUUCAAUCGUGGCAGCUGAUGGCCAAGAGAUUUAUGUCCAUCAAGUCAUUUUGUUAACUCGUUGGCCACACUUUAAAAAUAUACAUAAAUCUGGUAUGUCAGAGUCAAUAGAAAGAAGAAUGACAAUACCAGAACCAUUUGAAGUGAUUAUGGCCUUCUUGAAAUUUCUUUACAGUGAUAGAUUGGACGAUAAUGAACCAUGGGAAGUUGUUUGUGAUUUAUUAGUAAUGGCCAAUAUGUAUUUGUUACAUCGCCUCAAGAAACUGUGCUGCGAAAGAUUAUAUCGAAACCACAUGACAAUAGAGAGCUGUGGAUUAAUAUUCGAAAAGGCCAUCAUGGCGGAAGAAGUUGGGCUCAAGUUACUUGUGCUGAGCUUUAUGUUUCAAAAUUACGGCUCUAUACUUAAAUCAAAUAUGCUGAUGGAAUUGCCUCAUUCAAUAAGAGAAGAGUUUUUGGAUUCUGUGCCAGAAGAGGCGGUAUUAGAAGUUGGAAGAUCAAGACAAUAUCAGCAGCCAACGAUAUAUAAUAAUAAAAUUAAUUUGAGCAAGACAGUGUCAACUCCUCUUUAUGGAGCUAUGAACGAUUAG